Messenger RNA from Dimorphilus gyrociliatus, 2397 nucleotides. The record is from the annotation of a GenBank genome assembly. Lineage: Eukaryota; Metazoa; Annelida; Polychaeta; Dinophilidae.
GACUAAGUGACAAAGUGUGCUUCCUGUCUAUAGCUUUUUCCCAGCUCAUUUUUUUAGCAUAGUUUGUGUUUAAUUUUUAUGCAUAUAAAGCAUUGUUUCCAGGGAAACUAUUUUAAAAGAAAGGUAAACGAAAUAGAUUUAUAGGAAUAAACUGUCAUUUACUAUUGUCAUUACAAUUGGCUGUUUUUUACUUGUUUGACUUAAAUAGAAGUCAAUCAUGUUCUGAAGAAAUAUAUCAUUUUUUAUAUUCAUUAUUUAAAACCUAUUAACUUUUCAAUUCAUAACUUACGUGCAUGUGAUAAACUAAAUACUUAAUGUUUAUUUAUCUUUUAAACUGUUUCCGAAUUUUACAGACGAAUGUCAAUUUUUAGAACUGGUAAAAUGCCAAAUGAAACAGGAAUGUUAGGAGUUUUGGAUAUCGCUAUUAUUGGAGGUAUUGCAGGUCUGGCUGUGUAUUAUCUAAUUUUUAGGAAAAAGAAGGAGGAUUCCUCAUCUACUGAAAUUAAGCAACUUACAGUAAAUUCCUCUGUUAAGACGAAUCGAACGGAUAGCUUUAGUUCAAGUUUUGUUUCAAAAAUGCAAGCAUCCGGACGUAAUGUCAUAGUUUUAUAUGGUUCUCAAACUGGAACGGCUGAAGAGUUCUCUAGCCGCUUGGCAAAAGAUGCUGUCCGCUAUGGUAUGAAAGCCAUGGUUGCUGAUCCAGAAGAAUGUGAACUUGACGAAAUUUCUAAACUAGCAGAUAUCAAUAAUAAUUUAAUUAUAUUUUGUAUGGCUACUUAUGGCGAAGGUGAUCCAACCGAUAAUGCUCAGGAACUUUUCGAAUGGCUCAACGAUAAUGGGGGUGGCGUUGAACUUAAUGAUGUAAAUUAUGCUGUUUUUGGUCUUGGUAACAAAACUUAUGAACAUUACAAUGCUAUGGGAAAAUUGGUAGAUGAAAAAUUACAAGAGAUGGGAGCCACUAGGGUUGUAGAGCUUGGCUUGGGCGACGAUGAUUGUAAUAUUGAAGAAGAUUUUGUUUCUUGGAAAGAGAAAUUGUGGCCAGCAGUUUGUGAGCGAUUUAAUAUUGAUGCAACAGCUAGUGACAUCUCCGUUCGUCAGUACGCCGUAACUGAAUUUACAGAUACGCCCGAACAAAAAGUAUUUAAAGGUGAGCCUGCCAGACUAGGUUCUUUGAAGAACCAAAAACCUCCAUUUGAUCAAAAGAACCCAUUUCUUGCAAAAAUUAUUACAAAUCGUGAGCUACAUAACGGUGGUGACAGAUCGUGUAUGCAUGUGGAAGUCGAUAUUGAAGGGUCAAAGCUUCGAUACGAAUCUGGAGAUCACAUCGCAAUUUAUGCUACCAACGACAGCUUCCUAGUUGAUGGUAUAGGAAAACGAUUGAAAAUAGAUUUAGAUACAGUUUUCUCCUUGACAAAUGUUGAUGAAGAUGCCAGUAAAAAAUAUCCCUUUCCUUGUCCAACAACUUACAGAACAGCUCUAACCCAUUAUUUGGACAUAACAUCACCUCUUCGAACAAAUGUUCUUAAAGACUUAGCUGAAUAUGCUAAAGAUGAAGAGGAAAAGAAGCAACUUUUGUUGAUGGCAUCAAGUUCCAAUGAAGGAAAAGAGUUAUAUAACAAUUGGAUUUUAAAGGACCAUAGACAUAUUUUGGCCGUUCUUGAAGAUAUGCCAUCGUUGGAACCUGCUAUUGAUCAUCUUUGCGAAAUUUUAUCAAGACUUCAACCAAGAUAUUAUUCAAUAUCUUCGUCACCAAAACUUCACCCGACAGCUGUUCAUAUUACAGCUGUUUUGGUUGACUGGACAACUCCAACUAAUAGAAAUCAAAAAGGAGUCGCUACGUGGUAUUUGAAAAAUAAAAUACCAAUGGAAAAUCUUCAACCAACUGCACCAGUGUUUAUUAGAAAAUCACAAUUUCGAUUACCUUUCAAGCCUAGCACGCCUGUUAUAAUGGUCGGACCGGGAACCGGUAUAGCUCCCUUCAGAGGUUUCAUUCAAGAUAGGGCUGCACAAAAGAGAGCUGGAAAGCCUACUGGAGAAAUGGUUCUAUAUUUCGGAUGCAGACAUAGAGCAGAGGAUUAUUUGUAUGAGGAUGAAUUGAAAGAAUUUGUUGAAGAAGGGGUUUUAUCAAAAUUACACGUGGCCUUUUCUCGUGAUCAAAAGGACAAAAUCUAUGUUCAACACUUAUUGAGAGAAAAUAAGCAAGAAGUAGCUCGUCUAUUAAGGAAAGAAAGCGCACAUAUUUAUGUUUGUGGGGAUGCGAAGCACAUGGCUCAUGAUGUUGAUCUUGCUCUUCAGGAAGCUCUAGAAGCUGAAGAAAAUUGGACCAGCCAACAGGCUCAAGACUUUCUUAAAACCUUAAGGUCAAGGGGAAGAUAUUCAUGUGAUGUUUGGAGUUAA